AUGGCAUUUGCAAGUAUUGAACGUCAUUGGCUGAUCUUCUAUCCUAAAUUCAUUGACAAUCCACGACGAAAAUUUCUUUUUCACUACUGUCCACUUGCAUUUUGUUUUUUCUAUCCGUUUAUGUUCUAUGUUUCAGCAAUAUUUAUUCAUCAAUGUCAACCUUACUAUGAUUACAAUGUGUUGACAUGCCUGUGGCCUUGUUAUUUUCUGAAUCGAAUAUGGGCUUCUGUCGAUCAAUACUUCAACACUUAUGCACCGCUGCUUUCUAUCCCGAUAUUUUGUUCAGCACUUUAUCUCCGAGUUUUCCUUCAAAAACGUACGAUGAAACAACAAGCAUUCAAAUGGUGUCGAGAUAAAAAGAUGAUUUUACAACUAUGGGCUAUCUCGAGUUUGUAUUUAGCUGUGUGGAUGCCAAUGCAAAUAUGUAUAUUUAUCAACGUCUAUUGGGAUCCACUGUUUUUAUUACAGGCGCAAAUUGAUUAUAUGUAUUUAUUGCCCUAUUUCUUACAUUUAAUCUAUCCUUUCUUUCUGUUGAUUAUUUUGAAAAAAGACAUGAUAAAAACUACUCAUAAUACCAUUACCGCAAUGGCAAUAUCAGCUCUAGGUCAGAACAUAGGUGGAGACAAAUCGGUGCGGAUAAAAGGCCGUAUGGAGACAAUGAUGUAA
Molecule: messenger RNA, 666 nt
Organism: Adineta ricciae
Lineage: Eukaryota; Metazoa; Rotifera; Eurotatoria; Adinetida; Adinetidae
Source: the annotation of a GenBank genome assembly